Messenger RNA from Strongylocentrotus purpuratus (purple sea urchin), 5872 nucleotides. RefSeq names its product probable threonine protease PRSS50. NCBI's taxonomy places the organism in Eukaryota, Metazoa, Echinodermata, Echinoidea, Camarodonta, Strongylocentrotidae. The transcript is spliced from 14 exons. Gene Ontology annotation, biological process: proteolysis. The coding region runs from base 1120 to 3042 and encodes 640 amino acids. The record is from RefSeq and is a predicted model, not a curated record. Gene Ontology annotation, molecular function: serine-type endopeptidase activity; protein binding.
UGCGUAUAAAAGACCGGUUUAUUUUUGGUAUAAAAAAUAGCGGAUUUAUCCUGGAAUGAAUGGAAAAUGUUUUUCUUUCUUUCGGAGCAAAGGCAAUUCGGGUAGCAUGAAUGUCAUUUGUGUGACCCGCUCGCAGCCCUGGCUUUUGUGUCAGCAAUGAUUAGACGUGGAGAGAAAACACGGGGCGAACUGGGAUUAUGAUGGUGUGGCACUGGGAUCACAAGUCUGACUUACUGACAGUCAUGAGUUCCGAAGCUAUUCCCCAUGUCUUGGCAUUUUAUAUCAGCCGAUCUUCAGACCAGGAAUCCACCAGCCGUCAAGCCAUAGUAUACAUGUACCUAAAACAAAAAAGCAGAUCUGAUCGAAUCUGACGGUAUGACACCAAUGUUAUGACUCUAUUAUUAACCGAACAUGCUAGCUGAAUGACCGAGGAACCAACGAAAUACUUGUACCAUCUGCGUAAAACAACCUUCAAUACGUCUACGUCUUAAAUGAGAAGUUUUCUUCGAUUUUGAAUGUUACUCAAAAAUUAAUUUCACCAAUAUUGUACUCUGAGGCAGCUACUAACCCAAGUACAAUUGGUAUUGUCAUCAGAACUGGUAAAUAUUAUCGCAUUUUGGAUUCAGAGAAACACAUUUUGUGCCUUUUUUACACCAAUUGUGGAGGUUAACAUCGGUGUGUCUCUUCGGGAAAGUGCACCUCUUUUAUUUUCUGAUUGGAGCAACCUGGAUAUGCCACUGCUUAGUCACACUCCAUAAACUCCCAAAGAAAUUAUUUUCCUGUCAUUUACUCUUUUGUAAACGGAAUGCUUCUGAUAAAAGCUGAAGUUCGCAUUUUUGUUCCUGUUAUACCUUUCAAGUUCAUUACGUGUUCACAAUGUUACAGUCAUGUUCAUGACGGAUUACAUGGUGUAUUGUGAAGUGUGCGUUUUAUCAUACCCAAAGUUGGAAUUCCCACGGAUAAUGGUGUAUACAGUCAUAAGCUAAAGACGGACAAUCAUCUAGUACAAGGGUUGCGCCUUCUGGCAGCCGAGAAAUAAAGAGAGAGAUAUACAAGUCCGCCGAAGACCGUGUGAGUGAGUGACGUCAUCUUCGGGAGCAUUCAUACCAGCCUAUCACCAUGAUAAACUUGACGGUGAACUACCAUCGACCACCCUCCACCGUCGACUCUCAGACCGUGGAUGGCGCCUAUCUGGUUGAGGAUCAGGUGGUCCCCAAUGGCGUCAACGGAAUCGCUAAGCGUCACGUGGUCGUAUUCAGACAACGCCGGUUCAAGAAGAACAAGUACAUGGCCAUGGCCGCCAUUUUCUUUGUGGUUGUCGUGUUGCUGAUAGCGGGAUUGAUCGCCGGUGUUUACCACCCCGCAGGGUUCGAAACAGACACAGACUCUACGUCACUACCCUCCUCAUCUCCGACGUCGACACCGGAUCUUAGCGGGCAGGUACCGCCGUCGAUUACCCUACCGAACCAGCUGAACUGCGGGACUCGGCCGGGCUACACCACGAGGCACAAGAGAGUGAUACACGGACGGGCCUCAGAGACAGGCCAGUGGCCUUGGCAAGUUUUCAUCCGUGAACGAAACAUCUACGUGUGUGGGGGUGCUAUCGUGGAUCCACAGUGGAUCUUCACGGCUGCGCAUUGUGUGAAUCUUUUUGACAAAUCAAGGAGAUCACAACCUUCUAAUAUCACAGUAGUAGCUGGUUCGCUUCAUCGAGAAAAUUACGACGAAGGGACCCAGGUGCGGACCGCAGUUCGACACAUUGUGCAUCCAAACUAUUCAAAAGAAUAUAUGUUAUUCAAUUACGAUAUGGUAUUGCUGAAGUUAGACAGACCAUUUGAAAUCAAUGAACAUGUGAGGACUGUUUGUUUGGAAUCCCUUUUAAAUUCGGACCUGUAUGCACCGGGAAAGAAAUGCAUAGUUGCCGGUUGGGGCUUCACUGCCAGGAGAGAAUCUCAAUCUGACAGUGGUGUUGAAUUAGUCUACGCGGAGAUUCCGUUGAUUGAAACUAACGAAUGCAUGAGAUGGGCAUCAAUGAUCAGUCGAAGGCAAGAGCUUCAGAUAACACCGCAACGGCUGUGUGCAGGGUACGAGGACAACAGACAGCUCUUGGCACACAUAAGCGUCCCAUGUAGGGGGGACAGCGGAAGUCCAUUAGUAUGUGAGGAUCCAUCAUCAGAAACAUGGCAUCUGGUGGGUCUGGUGUCUUCUGGUCCAAAGUGCGGGGAGGUCAGUUAUUUCACCAAUGUGUCGGCAGUCUCGGACUUCUGGCACCUCAUAUACAAUGAAUCCGCCUUACCACCCGCUGAUUUUGAAUGCAAAAACGGCAAUGGAACUAUCCCGCGGGAAUGGAUGUGCGACGGAGCCCUGGAUUGUUUAGACAUGUCGGAUGAAACAGAAUGCGAAUGUACGGAUCGUCAGUUUCAGUGUGACAACGGGCGAUGUAUCUUGGAUAUAUUUCACUGUGAUAACGUUGACACAUGCGGUGAUGGCAGCGAUGAAAGAUAUUGUUCGUAUUUUAAUUGCUCUGACGGUCAGCUAGUAUCCAACUCGGUUGUGUGUGACGGUGUUCGCGAUUGCAUCAAUGAUGAGAGCAACGAAAUAUGUGCCUAUGAUCCCGAGACCCACUACGCAUGUGCAGGAGGAAUAAGGAUACCCCACUCCUGGCUUUGCGAUGGUUCUGAAGAUUGUCACGAUGGAGAAGAUGAACGAGGAUGCAAUUGUACAUCUUCCCAGUUCCAGUGUGACAACCGAUGUAUACAUACUGACUACGUCUGUGAUGAAAUAUUCGACUGUGAGGAUCAAAAAGAUGAACAAAAUUGCACAUGCACCGGAGACAAAUUCUUUUGCAGAGCAGCCGGUCUGUGUUGGGAUAUUAAAAUGAGAGAGUAUUGCGAUCAGAGAAGGACUUGUAAUCCAGAUACCCUAAUACAAGGAGUAACGUGUGAAAUAUUGGACUUUUGUGCGAGUGAAGAUCAAAUAACGCAUUGUCCUGACUUACUCAAUAAUUUCCGUAAUGAUACCGAUGUAGGGAAUGGGGGCUGAUCUAAAGCUGGACUUGGGUCUUGUCGUGUGCUGUAGUCUGUAUUUCGCUGAAGCCUCUAGCCCGGUACAUUACCAGGAGCUUCUAAAAACAACCUCUAGUCAUAUCAGGAGCAUAGGCUCUUAGCUAUAGCAUGUACUUUAUCUGAUUUGAAUUGGUUUGCCAAGCUCAAAUCUAAAUAGACUGGUAAAAAAGACAAGACAAAAAGUAAAGAACGCAAGAAAAUAAUUAUUAACUUCACGGGAUGGACGGUGAAAGCUCGAGAGCUUAAUUACAAUGAGGUCGAGCCUAGUAUUCGAGCUCUAGUGUCCUCUUUUUAGUUUUGAUCUACAUUUGCCACCCUCAACCCAGGUUUAGUAAUUGGGAACGUGCAUGGUAGGGUUAUUGUUUGAAAUGCACGGUACGCUAGUAGUAGAUGCCGGAGCUAAAGCCAGGGUAGUCAUUUCCAGCACGCCCCAGGCUAUUUAGAAGCGCAUACCUUAAUUUCAUAUGCUUUAUACAUGUCUGAAUGGAAUAUUAUCAUGACACUUGUGAACUAGAGGCAGUAUAUUCAACAUUUCUUUCUUUCUCUCACCGAGAUGAAAGGUUCAAGUCGGGAUUAGAUGUUGUUAUAUACCACAACAAUUCACUAGUACGGUACAUUAUUAUACUGAGGGUAAUUCCGUUCCGUGUAGUGUAUAUAACCAUCUGUAGUUAUGUGAUGGUAUAGGCAUGGACCUAUGGUAUAGGCUCAUUAAGUCAAUUUUUUCCCAUCGCCGUGACACAUUUUAGAAAAAGGUGUCAAUAUUUUUCCCCCAUUUAUUUCUUGCAAGAAAGAGACAACUUUAUUAUCAAUAUGUAGACGAACUCAUUUCUAAUUAAUUUAUUAUCUUAAGUACUAUUUCAUUUAGCAAAGUUCAUUUAUGAUGGUAGUACUAGUAAUGUACACUGUAUGUAUCGCUCGAGAUAUUAAAAUACCGUGUUUGUCUAUUUUAUUUACAGUAGUAUAUACGUUGAAACAAUUUACGAUGACAAAUAAGUUUUCAUUAAAUGUGCUCCUUCUGUUUUAUUGUAAAUAUGAUUAAUUUGGCUAAAACGGAUUCUAUUUAUUUAUUAAUGUUUCUUUAAAAUGUGUAUUCCUAUUUAUUUUUCUUGAAAAUGAAUGACAGUGUAAUUACUGCCGCUGUGAUUAUUUAUUGACGUAAAUACUAAUAGUUAUACAGUUGAGAUGUUUUGAACAUAAUGAUUGCAAUUAUUCUCAAUUAUUAAUUAAUUCAUGUAUUUAUUUUCCCGCACAAGGUUGGAAUCCCAAAAGCUUGUUACCAUGGUGGAUCAUCAAAUUUCUUUUACAUAAACUACAUAAACUAGAAUGAUAUACUAGUACUAUAAAACAAAUUUAGAAUAUUAUGUAUUGAUAUUGAAAUGAAGUGAAAUCAUGUACAUAGUCUAUUUUUUCUUUUCUUUUUUCUUUACAUUCAUUUUGAAACGAUAAAAUACAAAUUGGCGUUUAGAUUUUUCGUAUACCUUCUGAUUUUGCUCAGUAUGACAACUUUUUAUACAAAUAUUAAAUUGAUGAGCAAAUCAUUUUGACGCGCUAAACGCGAUAUUUUGUUAUUUUGUUUACGUCAAGAGGAAGUUUUAUGCAGUAGUAUUGGACAAUGACGAUGUCUAGGCUCGAUAUAACAUUCUUCAAGUUUGCAGCAAUGUAAGUUGAAUGUACUAAAUACGGCGGGGUAAGGGGGUGUCGCCAAACAAUGUUAGCACGAGGGGUAUGGGGACAUUAUGCCAAUACAGGUCAGAAAAUGUAUCCAUUUAGAUCUACCGAUAAUAUGUUAUAAAUGAACGUUCUUCAUUUGCUUUCUUUAUUCAAAAAAGUUAAAAACUUUGACAAACUGUCGACGAAUGCUUCACCAACACACGCUAUUAUUUGUGUGGACUCUUGAACAUUAGCACAACCAUAGUUGAAUUACAUAAAGUACAAAGCUGUACUCUGAAACACAUUUCAGCAUUUUCAUAUGAAUUGAAAGGAGGGAAAUAAAACGAAUAUCGUGUCAUUUGCCACAGUUUGUUAGUUUGAAGGCCCGUAUCCUUUUCGGACUGCCAGUAACUUCAAAUUUGAUUUAUUUUCUGUUAUUUAUUUAUUCAUCUAUUUAUUGAUUGAUUGAUUUGUUCAUUCAUUUAUUUGUUCAUUUUUAUUAUUUUUUGCAAAUUUAUUAACUCCCCCUCAUAGUAAAAAGCUCUGGGGAUGCUGAGUUUAUCAAUAAUCGUUUUUAAUUAUUAAUAAUUGUAAAUGGAAAAAUAAAAUGAAUACACAUACUGAAUUUCUGUACGCUUGUGCGCAGGGAUAUCAUCUAGAAAAUAGUCUACGCAAGUAUAUAUUUAGAUUGUUUAAGAUGCUUUUUUUGCCCUUAUUUUCCCACUAAUCCAGCGUCGUUUGAUAUCGAGAUAUAUUAAUAAUUUUGCAUGCAAUCACUGUACAUACUUAGGGAAAUGUGAUAUAAUAUAUUUUUAUUAUAUGAUUAAACAGCUGUACAUGAAAAUGCUAAAAAUGAAAGGAUGAGUUCCAAUGAACUACAUUGUAAUGAAGAUGAACGUAAAAGGCACAUUUUCUACUUCAAGUUUUUAUUUUUGUAUAGAUUUUUACAUUUAGUACAUUUUAUAUACGAGUAUUUCAAAGUGUACUAGAGCGUUCUUCGAUUUUUGUUUACAUUACAAUUAAAUGGACAUUCAUGUUGUGCAACGUAGUUGUAAAAUUUAAAUGGAAUACAUGUACAAAAAUCAUUUAUCACACUCAUUGUCACAUAUGAAUGCGUAAAAUGUAAUAAACUGUACCUAUGAAUUGUACAUAAAGAA